AUGAAUCUGAAUCUUUGGAAUACCAAAGAUAUAUUUAUGACUCCAACAAAAAUGGGGCCCUAUAAAUCAUCUGGCUGGACCAGUGCUCCCAACGAACAUAACAGUAUGAGUGAUUCUCAGUUCCUUUUUGGCUCUCAGUUUUGCUCAGAGAAUUCACAGAGUGCAUCAGCCUCAGCUGAAUUUAGUAUCCCACAAAGGCAGGACAAAGGUUCACAACAGAAUUCUCAGGACAACGAUAUCAGUAUUUUUGCCAAAUACCAGUCUAAACCACAGCUCUUUGGAAAAGAGGAAAAGGAAAAUGUCUCCUUUAAUAAUUUUGCUGGAAGAUUCAAAGGAGUCAUGGAGCAAUUUGAAGAAAAUAAGAAAAAGAUCAAGGAAAAAUAUGAUAAUGACCUUUUAAAUGCUUUUAUUUUGAACACCAAAGAGAGUCUUCAAAAGUUGCAGUCUUCCUUCAGUAUGUUAGAAGAAACUCUGAAAUCUGUUUUGAAUGAUUUGGGAAAUAUUUCUAAAACAAUGCAAGAAACCUCUCAGUCCCAUUAUGGAUUGUUACUGAAUGCUCUUGGUGAGAAAAAUGAAACAGGACAAAUAUUACUAGGAAUGGAGAAAAGGCUGCAAGAAAAAGACACAGAAAUCUCAGAUCUGAAGUCUAGCCUUCAAUUACUCAAAGAUAGUCUGGAGCAAUUUACAGUUCAGCAGAACCAGCAGCACUUGAAGAUCUGUGAACAAUUGGAUCACAUGAAGCUUUCCAAAAUUCUGAAUGACUUACAGGCAUUCAUUUCUGCACCCAGAGAAUCUCAUCAUCUCAAGGACAACAGCUCCCAGACUUCUCCAGAUGCUCUGCUGGACCAAUUAUCUUAUAGUUGCCACUUGAAUGUUUUAAACAUCUCUCCUGCAAACAAAGGUAUCUCUACUAAGGCUGGAUCAGAAAGUAAAGGCAAUUUUGACACGUGGCAGAAGAGCCAUAUUCCACUGGGAGGCCCCAGUGCUGACAAAACGCUUUGUUGCUGCAGUGCAAGCCUUCUUGCAAAAAGCCAAGAGAGAAAGUGGUCCUUUAGUCAAGAGCCACAUGAAGCUACUCCGGUGAGGAAAGUGAUCCAGAGAAACAACCAAGCAAAAGGCUACAGCGCUACAAAACAUUUGCAGCUAAACCAUCCUGAAAUGGAUAAUGGGUUUGUGCGAAACCGUGCCGGUGAUGGGAAAAGCGAGGAACUAAUCCCAGCCAAGAUGAAUAAUAAAAGUAAAGGAAACAGAGUUAAACAGGGCAAGCCAUGGUUGUCUAGCCAGAGGAAAAGAAUGUACCCCUCCAGGAAAGGAAACGGUUUGAAAUAUUCCAGAGCUAAUGUAAAGCAGGAUACAACAGGAAAAGGAGCCUCCAUUGCAGAAUACGCCUGUAGGGAAACGAGGGAGUCUGGUAGUGUUAGCUUGAGGCCUUUGGUUUUGAGUGAGAAAAGGGCAGGCGGUCUCCAGGACAGAAAGGCCAAGAAAUCUAAACUCUUGUUCCUUUCCCAUGAAAACCAGCAACCCACGCCGAAUCUCCACGAGAGGCCUGGCAUUAAGGGCAACCAUUGUUUCUGGCCCUGCUCCUCUCCAGAAAGUUCCUUUCCCCAAACUCAGAUCAAGUGGCUAGAUCUCUUUGAUAAUUACUCCCUGACUAAUUACAAUACUCCUGUCCCCAAGAAUGCCACGGCCUGUUGCCAAUUAUUUUUUGACAGUGAGUAUUCUGAUUAAAAGGGGUUUGUAUAUAUCACCCACUAUGGAACUUUCCUUGUAAAACGUUCCUAGAAAAGAACCCCAUUUGGGUA
This is a messenger RNA of Notechis scutatus (mainland tiger snake), 1802 nucleotides long. It is a transcript of the gene IHO1, whose product is annotated as interactor of HORMAD1 1. Gene Ontology annotation, biological process: meiotic DNA double-strand break formation; homologous chromosome pairing at meiosis; DNA recombination. NCBI's taxonomy places the organism in Eukaryota, Metazoa, Chordata, Lepidosauria, Squamata, Elapidae. The record is from RefSeq and is a predicted model, not a curated record. Gene Ontology annotation, cellular component: condensed nuclear chromosome.